Nymphalis io (European peacock) is the source of this 1198-nucleotide messenger RNA. Its product is annotated as venom protease-like. Gene Ontology annotation, molecular function: serine-type endopeptidase activity. The record is from RefSeq and is a predicted model, not a curated record. The coding region runs from base 20 to 1183 and encodes 387 amino acids. Gene Ontology annotation, biological process: proteolysis. The transcript is spliced from 8 exons. Lineage: Eukaryota; Metazoa; Arthropoda; Insecta; Lepidoptera; Nymphalidae.
AGCAAGAGAAGCCGCAGACAUGUGGCGUCUUUGCAUAUUAAUUAUCAUUUUUGUUUUAAGUUCCGAGGGUAAAUUAAUUAACUCGGAACUGCUCGAUCCAGAAUGGCAAGAUCUUGUCACUGCUGGCGGAAUGCACAUCGGACACGGGCGGACUAAAAGAUUUGUGGAGCUUAAUGAAAACCAGCCUAAUAAACCGCAUCAAGCAUGCCUUCUCCCAGAUGGCAAAGCUGGACACUGUCGACACUUGCAUUACUGCAUUCAGGAAGACUUCAGGAGGGAUUUCAUGAAGUUUAUGGAUUACCUGUGCAUUAUAAAACACUCGGCUAUCGGUGUCUGCUGUCCUGACGGUAUGGUAGCCGGUGGUGUGGACGCUUUGGCUGGAGACCUGCCUGCAACGGCCCCUAGAGAUGAAAAUGAAAUCGCUUUUAAGAUCGAUCGAGCUGAAAAUAGAGGUUGUGGACUGAGCACACGAGCUCAGAGUAGGGCAACGGGAUCACAAGCUGCCAAACCUCGCGAGUGGCCCUGGAUGGCUUUAGUCACCCCCGAGGGCUACGACCGUUACUGUGGCGGUUCUCUCAUCACGGACCGACACGUGCUCACUGCGGCUCAUUGUACCAGAGAAUGGAAGCCAGAAGAGCUGUUCGUACGUCUUGGGGAAUACGACAUCGAACGUACCAACGAUUCUCGCUCCUACAACUUCCGCGUUAUCGAGAUACGCCGACACGAACUAUUCGACAAGGCGAACUACCAUAACGACGUGGCGAUAUUGAAGCUACAUAGACCAGCCGUGUUCAACACAUACGUAUGGCCGAUAUGUCUCCCUCCUCGAGGAUUGGCAUUAGACGAUGAAAUGGCGACUGUAAUAGGUUGGGGUACAUUGUGGUUCGGCGGCCCAGACAGCGACAUUCUUAUGGAAGCAUCGAUGCCAAUAUGGCAUCACCAAAAAUGUGUGGAUUCAUUCAGUGACACGAUCUUCAAUGAGACCCUGUGCGCUGGUGGAAAUAAACGAGACGCCUGCCAGAAAGACAGUGGUGGUCCGCUGAUGUACCAGAUGGCGAGUGGGCGCUGGGCUGUGGUGGGGGUGGUGUCGUGGGGCAUGCGCUGCGGGGAGCCCUCGCACCCCGGACUCUACGUGCACGUUGAACAGUACCUGGAGUGGAUCCAACAGAAUGCUAUCUUCUAGAACGAUAUCCUCAUU